Messenger RNA from Capronia epimyces CBS 606.96, 744 nucleotides. RefSeq lists its product as uncharacterized. Lineage: Eukaryota; Fungi; Ascomycota; Eurotiomycetes; Chaetothyriales; Herpotrichiellaceae. The record is from RefSeq and is a predicted model, not a curated record. The transcript has a single exon. Bases 1 to 744 code for a protein of 247 amino acids.
AUGGCGCGAGGUGCCACCGCCCAGCGCGUCGUCGGCUUCGCCACGGAGGUGACUUCCAUCCGUCCGGCGAAGGACGACGAGCAGUCUGUCAUGGAGCACUUCGCUAGACAUGCCUCCAAGUGCAACAUCUGCAAGGACCCUUACCUGGCGUACAAGCAGGACACUCCUCUCUGCGACCGGGGAAACGCCUAUGCCAUAGAUGUUGCCAACUAUAUCUACUCUAAGGGCGGCAAGCCGUUUUCGGUAAUUGACCGCAAGAGAGGAGACCGUGUCCAGAUCGAAAUCCCUUUUGGUUGUGAAGUCAUCAGCAGCCUCGUCAAGGCUUUCGACCGAGGUAUGACCCUCAGAGCCUCCAAACCGGUGGUGGUUACGCCCACAUUCGAGAGAGAAAGGUUAGAGAGAGCCGACAAGACCGAGCGGCCCUCCUCCUAUUCUCCCCGGACAGAGCGAAGAAAGGAAUAUCAUGUCGAGGAUCAGCCGAGAGAAAGACGUUACCGCCAGGGUGACGUUGAGAUGGUCGAGAUCACCCCCUCCACCGCCCGCCGUGAAAGAAGAGAGCAGGUCUACCGGGACAGGGUUGACGAACAAUACAGACCCGAACGCCGAGCAAGACCUCUCAGCUAUAUGGAGAGAAAAGGAAGUCUGUACGAGAGAGAUGAACAAGAAAAGCGACAACGGCGACGGUACGAAGAGCAACCAAUUGUCAUUGUGGCCGAGCCUCCACGACGGCAUGUGCGACGGUGA